Molecule: messenger RNA, 240 nt
Organism: Enterobius vermicularis (human pinworm)
Lineage: Eukaryota; Metazoa; Nematoda; Chromadorea; Rhabditida; Oxyuridae
Source: the annotation of a GenBank genome assembly
AUGUUUAAAGCCGAUGUCUUCCAAACUUUGACAACAACGAUUGCUUCGCUUAUUUUCGGGUUUUUACAGAUCAAUAAAAGAACUCUGACCGCCUCUAUGAAAGAAUCAAUAAUAUUAACAGUACAGUGCUCAGUGACUCACCCAAUCACAAAACACUUUAAGCACAAUAUCACAAAGAAUCACCGACAUUAUAAUGUAGAUCGGAAAAAACUUUUUUCUGCAAAAAAAUCAGUAACGUAA